Molecule: messenger RNA, 948 nt
Organism: Corylus avellana
Lineage: Eukaryota; Viridiplantae; Streptophyta; Magnoliopsida; Fagales; Betulaceae
Product: large ribosomal subunit protein uL1
Biological process (GO): translation
Cellular component (GO): large ribosomal subunit
Molecular function (GO): structural constituent of ribosome; RNA binding
Source: RefSeq, a predicted model, not a curated record
UCCAAAGUUCCAAUCUGCGUCUCUUCCCUGCGCUAUCGCGAGCCUCCGAAGCUUCACUCUAAGAGCAUCCAUUGGAGAAGCGCCUGAAACGACAAAGCUCUACCCAUGAGUAAGCUUCAGAGCGAAACGCUUAGGGAGGUGAUCUCCCAGGUGUUGAACGCCGCGAAGGAGAAGAAUCGUAAGUUCACGGAGACCGUGGAGCUUCAAAUCGGGUUGAAGAACUACGAUCCCCAGAAGGACAAGCGUUUCAGUGGCUCCGUGAAACUCCCUCACAUUCCUCGCCCUAAGAUGAAGGUCUGCAUGCUCGGUGACGCUCAGCACGUCGAAGAGGCUGAGAAGAUAGGAUUGGAGUAUAUGGAUGUGGAGGCUCUGAAAAAACUCAACAAGAACAAGAAGCUGGUCAAGAAGCUGGCCAAGAAGUACCAUGCCUUUUUAGCAUCUGAAUCCGUUAUUAAGCAGAUUCCUCGUCUUUUGGGCCCUGGUCUUAACAAGGCAGGUAAGUUUCCCACACUGGUGACUCAUCAGGAAACCCUGGAGUCGAAGGUUACUGAAAUAAAAGCAAUGGUGAAGUUUCAACUUAAGAAGGUUCUUUGUAUGGGCGUUGCUGUGGGGAAUUGCAGUAUGGAGGAAAAGCAGCUCUUCCAGAACGUGCAAAUGAGUAUCAACUUCCUUGUUUCAUUGUUGAAGAAAAAUUGGCAAAAUGUGAGGUGCUUGCACCUGAAGAGUACCAUGGGAUCGGCAAUCAGGCUCUAUUGAGUUCGUUUCUCCGUUUACAAGAUGAGCAAAAUGUUUUAUGAAUGUUUUGUAAGCAAGACAUCGUUGAGGAAUGCUGUUAUGGCUUUUUUUGUUCUCCUUUUUGGAUUCUUUGGCUUCGAAGUUUAGUUAAUGCUGAUAAUGUUGUUUUAAGUUGAUGUUAUUGGUGGUUGAUUAAAGAAAAUAUUUUUAUCA